Messenger RNA from Prunus armeniaca (apricot), 1449 nucleotides. NCBI's taxonomy places the organism in Eukaryota, Viridiplantae, Streptophyta, Magnoliopsida, Rosales, Rosaceae. The record is from the annotation of a GenBank genome assembly.
AUGUUCACUCUUUUAAGGUUGUUGAUGGCGGGUUUGUUGUCAAUCAUCAACGUGUACACGUCCCAAUUGAAGCUGAUAUUCAGGAGGAGAAGUGCACUGAGAUAUUAUUCUUCUGUGAAUUCAGCACUAUCUUCCAUAACUCUGUCAGAGGAUGAAACCUCAACACUUGAAGAUACCGUUGCUGCUGAUAAUGACGACAUUUGUGAGCCUGUUGACACUGGUUUCUUGUUUUCCAUUAAUGAGAGACCAGAUGAAGAUGAAAUGAAAAGAUUAAUGUUAAUACUCGCAAAGCGUGGAUGGAAUCUUGGUUGUCAAAAUGGGUAUAAUAUCUAUCUGAAUCAGUUGAACAUUAUAGAUCUUUUGAACGAUCUGUUUGAGGAGAGUUUGGAUGCUAAACUUGUUCUAUACUUCUUCAAGUGGUCAGAAUGCUGUUCUGGAUCAAAGCAUACAAUACAAACCAUAUGUAGAAUGAUACAUAUUUUGGUUUCUGGAAACCUGAAUCAUAGAGCAGUGGAUCUGAUAUUGCAUCUUGUGAGAAAUCAUGGUGACGAGGAGUCAUGCAUUAUUAGGAUCAAAGCAGUUGGAAUUGGCAUGGGAUUUUCUGGAAGUUAUGCGGACAGAGGGAUGGGUUUAAAUGCAGCUAUGAUGAGCUUAUUCAUUAAUAAGUACUGUAGUGAGGGUGAUCUGGAAAGUGGUUGGAAGUUGCUCUUGGAAAUGAAAAAUUAUGGGAUUCAACCUGAUGUGGUUUCAUUUACAAUUGUUAUUAACUCACUUUGCAAGAUGUCUUAUCUGAAUGAAGCCACCGCUUUAUUGUUUAAGAUGACUCAAUUGGGUAUUUCUCCUGAUCCAGUUCUACUUAGUUCAAUUAUUGAUGGUCACUGUAAGCUGGGGCAGACAGAGGUAGCAAUAAGCAUAUUGAAGAUUUUCAAUACUUCCCUCAAUAUUUUCAUAUACAAUAGCUUCAUUUCAAAGUUAUGCACAGAUGGUAAUAUGGUUGAAGCUUCUAGCCUGUUUCAUGAGAUGUCUCUGUUGGGCUUGCUCCCCGAUUGCUUUUGUUACUCUACUAUAAUUGAUGGAUACUGCAAAGUGAGAGACAUUGAUAGAGCUUUUCAGUAUUUUGGGAAAAUGUUAAAAAAUGGAAUCACACCAUGUGUUACCACAUACACAUCCCUCAUUGAUGCUUAUUGCAAGUCUGGAAACAUGGAAACGGCAGAAUAUUCGUUUCACAAGAUGAUUUCAGCAGGUUUGGCACCUGAUGUUGUUACAUUCAACACCUUAAUGGAUGGCUUUGGUAGAAGGGACACUUACAAAAGAGAGCGUCGAAUAGAAGAAGCUAAUGUUUUGUUUCACAAGAUGCUUAAUAUUGGAUUACGUCCAGAUCUGAUACUGUACAACACUCUGAUCAUGGGCAUUGUAGUUUUGGGAGCAUGGAUGAUGCAUGCACCUUGA